Messenger RNA from Leptonychotes weddellii (Weddell seal), 2942 nucleotides. It is a transcript of the gene TREML2, whose product is annotated as triggering receptor expressed on myeloid cells like 2. The record is from RefSeq and is a predicted model, not a curated record. Gene Ontology annotation, molecular function: signaling receptor activity. Gene Ontology annotation, cellular component: cell surface. Lineage: Eukaryota; Metazoa; Chordata; Mammalia; Carnivora; Phocidae. Gene Ontology annotation, biological process: T cell activation.
CCUUCCCUGGCAGACCUAAGUGGCACAUCCUGCAUUGGCCUGGGCCCCUAAACCUGGAUUUGAGGUGUCCCGCCCCCGGCUGGCCUGCGACUGUCCCCAGCUGGAUGGAGCCAUGGCUCCCACCUUCUUGCUGCUUCUGCCCCUGCUGUGGUUCCAGGGCCCUGUCUCAGGUGUCCCUGCCGAGAACGUGUACACUAAAGUGCAGCACUUUGAAGGGGAGACUCUGUCUGUGCAGUGCUCCUACAAGAGCCGCAAAAACCACGUGGAGGGCAAGGUAUGGUGCAAAAUCAGGAGGAAGAGAUGUGAGCCUGGAUUCGCCCGGGGCUGGGUGCAGGGGCCGCGCUACUUGCUGCAGGAUGAUGCCAAGGCCAAGGAGGUCAAGAUCACCAUGGCGGCCCUCAGGCGCCAGGACUCCGGCCGGUACUGGUGCAUGCGCAAUAGCUCUGGGACCCUGUACCCUCUGAUGGGCUUCCUGCUAGAAGUGUCUCCAGCCUCCACGACCAAGAGAAGCACUCCUCUUAGACAGCUGGCCAAUAUCCUCAAGAGUGGAAUUGUUGUCACAUCGGGCCCAGCCCCCACCUCAGGCCCUGAUGCCCCUUUCACCACCAGCAUGACAGUGCUCACAUCUGGCCUCCUCACCUUGACCAGAGUCGUGCCCCCCACUGCCUCGGAGUCCAUCAGACUGACCUCCAUGAUGGGCUUCAGCUUCACCGGCACUGGCCCUUCCGCCACGGGGCCCAGGAGGACCGUGGAAUCCCAGACAGUGACUGUGUCUCCCAGUGAUGCCAGAGCCUCCUCUGCUGGCCCAGCAUCCAUGUCCACCAGGGCUGGGCACCUGCACACCCGAUCGCCCACCACGGGAAGGUGUCAUACUAGCGGGGAUCUCCUCAACAAAUUAUCCCCUAUCAGGCACCAGGAUUCAUAUCCCAUUGUGCUCCUGGGGAUGCUGAUCUUCCUCCCAGUGUCUGUGAUGCUGAUCCUGGUCUAUGGGUUCUGGAAGAAGAGACACAUGGGAAGCUACAGGGUGUGCAAUGAUCCUGCUAGACCCUGGAGGGACCCACUCGGAAGACUGGAGCCUCCGUGGAAGCCUGCUUGGUCUGAGGCCACUUAACUGUGGAGUGCGUGAGCUCCUCCUGGAGGGGCCUUUGGAGGCCAGAGGAGGGUGAAGAUGGGGACCUGUCUGAACUGGAGCCAGGCUGAGGACUUGCUCAAGGCUGGACUCAGGCCUCCCCAGAACCAGAGGCUGCUCUUCACCUGCUCAGUCACCUUGAGCUGCCAGGAACCUGGGACAGCCCCCAGAAUGGGGAGUACCAGGCAGGAAACCCCAGGGGAAGCCACCGAGGGGAUUCUGCUCAGAGCCACAGAGCCCUGGGUCCCAGCUGGGUGGUGGGGAAGUCCUGAUGGUGCUGUACACAGAGAGCUCCAGGCCCCGUGGGCCUCGGAACCCCUUGCUAUGGAGCAGAGGGGAGGGAGAAGACAGGGGGACAGAGGUCCUCUCCCCAUCUGGAAUCCUGUGUCCUCAGGUUCCCUCUGCUCCCCUCAAGCUUCCCCUGGGCUUGGGGAAGAAAGAGUCCCAGAGGCAACCAGUGUGUCAAGGGCCCCGUCUUGGAGGGGAAGGAACAGCGACUAAGAGCUGGAGGUCCACAGGGGUGUUGGCAACAGGGGACUCCAGAAUGGUCCAAGUGUCCCACCCUCAGGGCCCUGCGUCCUCUGAUGGGCGUCUGGAUGUGCCCUGUCCUGACAGCAGCUGCUUGUCCCUCAAGUCCUGGGAGCCAGCAGAGCCCACCCUCCCACUGGUGCUACCCAUUGGCCGGCCCUCCCUGGAAAGCUGUGACCAGGUCGCCCAGACACUGGCAUGCAGAGGCUGCACUCGGGGCUCUCUCCCCCAGUUCCAAGCUCCAGGUCUGAGCUCCCACAGGAGACUGAGGGCCCUCGAGAAUCCGUGGCAGGGGAGGCCACGGCUCCGAGAAAGAGUAGAUCACCCACCUUCCCCCGGGACUCAUCGUCCCCUGGGAAGAGAGGAGCUACUUGUGACCCAGCAAGCACAGCUUGGAGCAGGGCACAGCCUGGAGGAACGCCUGGGUGGGGAAGAGAUGGGGAGGAUGGAGCCAAGGAGCCUCACCAGGGGUCCAAUGGCCCUAGGAGUCUGGCCUCUGCUUCACUGGCUCUUGGCUCAGACUUGGCCUCUUCCACAGUGAAGACUGGAGAAUAUGGGCUGGAUUUGUCCCCUGGAGUAGGGCCUCCACCAGCCUGGAGCAACUGAAAUAAGCACCUAAGGAUGGAUGUGACAUCUCCACUCUGCGGCCCGGGGCAGGGACCUCCCCGGUGCGAGAGCAAAUGUCACAGUCAGGAGAAUGACACAGCCCGGGCCUUGAUGGGUAGCUGGGGGGCCACUCCAGAAUGGAUGCGGGGAGAGAGGAAGGGGCAGGAGGUAAUUCUGGGGGACAGCAGGGAGGAGGCACCUCUGUCCUACGUCCAGGAGAGGGCACUAGAGGAGAGACUCAGAUUGAGGAAUGGACAAGCUUGGUGCCAGGACACACACACACACACACACACACACACACACACACACACACGCAAUGAAAUCCAUCCUCCUUAGCAGGAGGGUGUGGCCACAACCUUGGUGUCUAACUGGGGUGGGGGCGGGGGGCGGUGCUUAACUUCCCUGGGGGAAAAUAGCUCCCAAAGAGCCCCACUCCACUCGAGAUCCUACAACAGCACGCUGACAGCCCUGCCUCGUCUGAGAACAGGAUGUCCUGUGGGAGAGCCGCAGAGGACUCAGGACUGGGAUUCAGUGAGGCCACCUGUCACUGUGUAACUGUGUGCGAGUCACUAACCCUAUCGGGUCUCAUUUUCCUCUCUUGUGAAAGGGGACACUAACUCCUACCUCUCAAGACUGCUUUCAGGAUAAAAUGGAGCGACCUGAACCUCACACAAUUGAG